CGCGUCACCAUGGAGCUCGUUGGUAUCAUUUUAGCUGCCUCGGUUGUGUUCGCUACGUGCGUAUAUCUUUUCCUGCGCCAUCGGUACAACUACUGGACGCGGCGUGGUUUUCCGACCAUCCCGAACCAGCGGCUGCUGUUCGGGCACGUGAAGGGUAUCAACACCGAGCGCCACGCAUCGUGCGUGACGUUGGAAAACUAUCAGGCACUAAAGAGUCGCGGCGAAGCGUUCGGAGGCAUUAAUAUAUUCGUCAUACCGGCCGUCGUGCCCGUAGAUCCGGAGGUGAUCCGGGCGAUCCUGGUGAAGGACUUCAGUGUGUUCCACGAUCGGGGCCAGUUCGCCGAUCCCGAGGCGGAUCCACUGUCCGGGACGCUGUUCGCGCUGGAGGGCAAAGCGUGGCGCACCCUUCGCCAGAAGCUGACGCCGACGUUCACCUCCGGCAAGAUGAAGCAGAUGUUCGGUACGAUCCUGGAGGUUGCGGAAAGGCUGGGGAUGCACGUGGAUGAACACGUGCACGAGGGGCGCAUGGAGAUGAAGGACAUUUUGGUCCGGUUCACGACCGACGUGAUCGGCACGUGUGCGUUCGGCAUCGAGUGCAACACGCUGAAAGACCCCAACUCCGACUUUCUCAAGUACGGCGGCAUGGUGUUCAAACAGAAGAUGUCGACCAUGAUCAAGAUUAUCUUCAUACUGCUCGCCCGGGGACUGUCGAAGCGUAUCGGUGUGAAGAUAACGGACGCCGGUGUGGAGAGGUUUUUCAUGAACCUCGUCCGGGAGACGGUGGAGUAUCGGGAGAAGAACAAUGUGCAGCGGAACGAUUUCUUGAACCUUUUGAUACAGAUCAAGAACAAGGGCAGUUUGUCGGAGCAGAACGAGGGGCACGUGGGCAAGGGUGAGGAGAUCGGCAUGACAAUGAACGAGCUGACGGCGCAAGUGUUCAUCUUCUUCCUGGCCGGCUUCGAGACGUCUUCUACCACGAUGAACUUCUGUUUGUACGAGUUGGCGAAGCAUCCGGACAUCCAGGAUCGUUUGCGCGAGGAAAUCAAUAAGGCCAUCGCCGCCAACGAUGGGCAACUGACGUACGAUGUGACAAUGGGUAUCGAGUACCUGGACAAUGUGAUCAAUGAAACCAUGCGUAAGUAUCCUCCGCUUGAGACGAUUACGCGGACGCCAGAGCGCGACUACACCAUCCCCGGUACGACGCACGUCAUUCCCAAGGGCACGAUGGUACAGAUCCCGAUCUACGCUCUACACCACGAUCCGGACUACUUCCCCGAGCCGGACCGGUUCGAUCCGGAUCGCUUUAAGCCGGAGGUGGUCAGCCAACGCCCACCGUACGUAUACAUGCCGUUCGGUGAAGGUCCACGGAUCUGCAUUGGACUGCGGUUCGGUAUGAUGCAGGCCAAACUGGGUCUGAUAACAUUGCUACGCCAAUUUCGCUUCACCCCAACCGAGGACACGCCGGAUCGUAUCACGUUUGAGCCGAAGGUGUUCUUCUUGACUCCCAACAAAGGGAACUAUCUACAUGUUGAGAAAAUUUGACUCCGCUGCCCGUGACAAAACUUCGAAUCUGAACCAACUGAGCGCUCUGGGUACAUUAUUCUACCGAUCAUCCGCCACGGUCGUGUUCGACACGGGCAAACUAUUUAUCGUACGCAAAUGGUUGCGUCAUCGCGCCAAAUAACUCGCUUGAUAUUUACCAUAUGUUGAAAUGUUUAUAGGAAUAAAAAUAAGUCGAAUAUUCGUUUUCGCUCGA
Anopheles coustani is the source of this 1756-nucleotide messenger RNA. RefSeq names its product probable cytochrome P450 6a14. Gene Ontology annotation, molecular function: oxidoreductase activity, acting on paired donors, with incorporation or reduction of molecular oxygen; heme binding; iron ion binding. The transcript is spliced from 2 exons. The record is from RefSeq and is a predicted model, not a curated record. The coding region runs from base 10 to 1542 and encodes 510 amino acids. Lineage: Eukaryota; Metazoa; Arthropoda; Insecta; Diptera; Culicidae.